AUGGCUCUGUACCGUCGAACCGCAGAUUUCAUCUCCGCCUCCUGGGCUGACCAGCACACGCAACUCCCCCUGCUGGCGGUCACAGGAGCCUCAUUCGCAUUAGGCCUUUUGGUUCAAUCACUCUUGCGGACCGGACCAGUGCAAGCGGGCAUUCUUCCCUCACCCCGCUCGACAAUUCUGCCACGUCUGUCGGAAGAGGAGAUCCGCAAGCUACCUCUCCCGAGCGAUGUUCUUCCGGGUGGUCGUGAUGUUGAAAGUCCGUACGGCUCGCUCCGGUGCUAUGAAUGGGGUCGCGAAGAUGGACCUAAGGUCCUGUUGGUUCACGGUAUUACUACGCCCUGUGUCUCGCUAGGAGGGCUGGCCCAUGCGCUAGUGGAUCGCGGCUGUCGUUACCUAAAAGGAACAAAGCUAACUCACGAAAGAUUCGGGCGUGGCUACUCUGAGACCCCCGCUGAUCUCCCCCAGGAUGAGCGGCUUUUUACCACUCAGAUCCUGCUUGCUUUGGCUUCGUCGCCUAUCUCCUGGACUGGGGCCAGCUCUGGGAAGUUUUGUCUGGUAGGGUACUCCCUGGGUGGCGGAAUUGUGGCAAAUUUUGCUUCGUAUUUCCCAGAAAUGUUAUCCUCUCUGGUUCUUUUAGCCCCAGCCGGCAUGAUGCAUGACAACGACGUCGGUCUUCAGGCUCGCCUGCUCUACUCCCGUGGUCUCGUGCCAGAGAGCGUGCUUGGAUACUUCGUCAGGAAACGUCUACGCGGCGGGCCUCUAGUACCGCCGAAAGUUAACCCCAAAGGCGACAACAAGGUGGGCGUUGAAAGCGCCCUCACGGAAGAGUUCGCAACGGGUAAUGAGGCAGAAACCCAGAUUCUUUCGCGCGAGUACCCCCACAUCAACAUUCCUUCUUCGGUUGUCUGGCAAGUGGAUAAUAACCCUGGGUUCGUCCAUGCAUUCAUGUCUACCAUGCGCUUUGGUCCAAUCUUCCGUUCCAAGCAAUGGAGCGCCUGGGCUCGGCUUGGCGCGUACUUGAGUGCGCAGAACGGCGCGCCUGUAGGCAGCCAAGCCGGGAAGGGUUUGCCGAAUGAUAAGGUUCACAUCAUUUGUGGUAACAACGAUCAAAUCAUCAACAAGGAUGACCUCGUUACAGACGCCACCGCUGCCUUGGGAGGCAACGCUACCUUCAAGUUCUAUGAUGCCGGGCAUGAGUUCCCUAGCACCAAGUACGAGGAUAUUGCCUCCUACAUGAUUAAUUUUCUUUAG
Messenger RNA from Penicillium chermesinum, 1251 nucleotides. RefSeq names its product alpha/beta hydrolase. The transcript has 2 exons. Bases 1 to 1251 code for a protein of 416 amino acids. The record is from RefSeq and is a predicted model, not a curated record. NCBI's taxonomy places the organism in Eukaryota, Fungi, Ascomycota, Eurotiomycetes, Eurotiales, Aspergillaceae.